AUGGAGAUCCGCAAACUGAGCAUGUGCGGAAAGGUGAAGACGCGGAAGUACACUCGUUUGAACCGAGUAAGCACAAAGACGCUGAAGAAGAGUAUGUUCGGGCUGGAAAGCGUCGUCCAAGGACGAAUCAAGUUGCUGCUGCGUGGCAAGAAAGUCGGCUCUGCCAUAGAUGCAUGGAGUGAGGACGGUACGCAUUUCGUGGCAGUCAUCGGUGUAACUGAGACCGACAAGUAUCUGUUGUGCUUUUCGACUCUGACGGACGAGUCGGACAUGGGGUCAGACGCGAUUAUCGAGUUGCUUGACGAC
Messenger RNA from Phytophthora nicotianae INRA-310, 306 nucleotides. RefSeq lists its product as hypothetical. The record is from RefSeq and is a predicted model, not a curated record. The transcript has a single exon. The annotation marks the transcript as partial. NCBI's taxonomy places the organism in Eukaryota, Oomycota, Peronosporomycetes, Peronosporales, Peronosporaceae.